UGCCUUAUUCACCAAAAAAUUACAUAUUUUACUUGUUAUGGGUAGAUCUUAGAGGCUUGGAUUUAGAGCUUUCACAUUGCAUGGUUUUGUAUAAGUAGAUGGAGGGUCCUAGCUUUAGGGCCAGGGUUGCCUCUAAGCAUUGCUGAUGCUUAGGCAUAUCCCAUCUUUUGCAUUAUUUGGCUAUGCAGGGCGUACAGUUGAAGAAACACAUUGAUGCGACAUUUGGAAAUGGUAAUUUGAGAGAUGCUGUACGGUUGCCUCCUGGAGAGGAUCUCAAUGAAUGGUUGGCUGUUAAUACUGUUGAUUUCUUCAAUCAGGUGAACAUACUGUACGGCACACUGAUGGAGUUCUGCACGCCUUCCACAUGCCCAACGAUGACAGCUGGAUCGAAGUUUGAGUAUAGAUGGGCCGACGGAGUGCAGAUCAAGAAACCUAUCGAGGUUUCGGCACCAAAAUAUGUGGAGUAUUUGAUGGACUGGAUUGAGAUCCAACUUGAUGAUGAGUCCAUAUUCCCUAAAAAACUUGGAACACCUUUCCCACAAAAUUUUCGAGAUGUUGUGAAGACAAUAUUCAAGCGCCUUUUCCGUGUUUAUGCUCAUAUUUACCACACUCAUUUUCAGAAAAUUGUGAGCCUGAAGGAAGAAGCCCAUCUUAACACAUGCUUCAAGCAUUUUACAUUGUUCACCUGCGAGUUCAAAUUGAUCGACAAGGCUGAACUUGCACCACUUAUUGAUCUUAUUGAAUCAAUCGUGACUGUUUGCUAAGAUGUCAACAAGGAGAGUGGAACAUUUUCCCUAGUUUAUUUGGGCAUUUUCUAGGGUACAAUGAGUUGUGCAUGAGAGUGAGACUGAGGCAAAAAUUGCCAAAGAAAACAUAUUUUGCAUUUAUUGUUUUUGUCAUUUACAUGAGUUUGAGUAACAUUGCUGUACUUACAUAUGAACCCCUGGUCCAACCAGUUAGAGGACACAUUAUCUACUGUGUUUGUGGAACAAUAUUAUU
Triticum aestivum (bread wheat) is the source of this 999-nucleotide messenger RNA. Its product is annotated as MOB kinase activator-like 1A. The record is from RefSeq and is a predicted model, not a curated record. NCBI's taxonomy places the organism in Eukaryota, Viridiplantae, Streptophyta, Magnoliopsida, Poales, Poaceae. The coding region runs from base 183 to 764 and encodes 193 amino acids. The transcript has 5 exons.